AUGGAGAGUACACCAUUCGAUCUCGAUUUGGAUAAAAUAUUAACGGACCCACAUACAGACUUGAUGUUAUCCGGUGGCAACUCCUCAGAUGUUUAUAAUCCAUUUUUAUCGAAUGAUGAUCCUAAUCUUGUCGAAAAUAAUUCGGAAUCUAACGGGUCAUACAUAUCGCCAGUGCCAUAUUUAGAUGGUUCGAACUGUUUGCUGGAUAGUUUAUGUUUACAGUUAGACGCGCAUGAGAAUGUUGAAGAGGAACAUUCCUAUGCGUCCGUACGAACAGAAUCGGCCACAUCCUCGAUAUAUGGAGGAAGCAGUUCCAUGGCUUCGUUUCUACAGAGUACAGAGUUUGAUGUGCUUCAAGAAGCAAGUAGAGAAAUCCUUGAAGAUUGGAACAGUGAACAAAACUUUUUACCACCACCACAAAGGGAAAAUAAAACAGAGCAUACUUUAAAAGCGGUCUGCUCUACUCCUUCGAUUGUUUCUACGCAUAAAGCGAAUCGGUUCAAUAUAAUUGAGAUUAACAAGAAGACAAGAACGCCAUUUACUCGAGUUGGCUCAGGAGGCAAACGGAAAUACUCACCACUUAUAUUGACCGAUGAGGAAAAGAAAUUAUGUAAAAAGGAAGGGAUUCGGUUGCCAGAAUAUUACCCGUUGACAAAAGCAGAAGAAAGAGAACUGAAGCGUAUACGUCGGAAAAUUAGAAAUAAACAUUCAGCUCAAACAAGUCGCAAAAAAAAACAAGACUAUAUUGAAGCACUAGAGGACCGCGUGGAGAAUUGCACUCAGGAGAAUGAGGAACUGAAGAAACAGGUGGAACAUCUGAAAAUAUUAAAUUCAACAUAUUUAUCGCAGUUGCGAAAACUACAAAGCAUGGUUGCUAAUGGAUCGAAACGAAAGGUACAUGCUGGUACUUGCCUUGCGGUGUUGAUGCUUUCAGUAUGCUUACUUGCUGCACCGAACUUGUCACCUUUGUCGAAAAAACGUAGUGAAGAAGAAGCGGAACAGACUAUAGCGUCUUCGAUUCAGCUAUCGAAACGAACUCCUCCACUUGCAGGACGUUCGAGAUCGCUUCUGCAGUUUGUGAACUCUGUUACUGACAAAUUUGAUAUUGAUUUUUGUGGUGAAGAAGAAUAUGAAGAUGUUUCUGUUGCCAAUUUGGAGGAUCAGCGAAUGUCAUUCAAGAAUAAUUCACUAAGACGCAGAGAGAAGCGCAUUACGUUUUGGAAUGAUAAUGUAACAGUGAGAGCACAGCAACAUCCUGUUGAGAUGGAAAGCAGAACUCUCCCAAAUUAUGAAUGCGUUAGAAUUGGAAGCUACACACGAAAACGAAAAGUCUUACCUCAAGGAAGAUUAAAUCCAACUUCACCAGACAAUAAUAAACCAUGGAUACAGGCAAUGAACAGUGAGGAAUAUAAACAUGCAAAACUAUCUAAUGGCUCUACGCUUCGUGUUUAUACAAAUCCUGGCAGUUAUGUUUCAAUGAAUUCAAAACGUUUCAAAAUAUAG
Brugia malayi is the source of this 1503-nucleotide messenger RNA. RefSeq names its product bZIP transcription factor family protein (gene Bma-let-607). Gene Ontology annotation, biological process: regulation of transcription by RNA polymerase II. The coding region runs from base 1 to 1503 and encodes 500 amino acids. Gene Ontology annotation, cellular component: nucleus. Lineage: Eukaryota; Metazoa; Nematoda; Chromadorea; Rhabditida; Onchocercidae. The record is from RefSeq and is a predicted model, not a curated record. The transcript is spliced from 9 exons. Gene Ontology annotation, molecular function: RNA polymerase II cis-regulatory region sequence-specific DNA binding; DNA-binding transcription factor activity, RNA polymerase II-specific.